Molecule: messenger RNA, 537 nt
Organism: Dentiscutata heterogama
Lineage: Eukaryota; Fungi; Glomeromycota; Glomeromycetes; Diversisporales; Gigasporaceae
Source: the annotation of a GenBank genome assembly
AUGGUUGGCGAUUCUACAAUCGGUAAAACUAGUUUGAUGCAUAAAUUUACUGAAGGUGAUUUUGAUGUAUCUUAUGACCAAACCAAUGGCGUUCAAUUUAUAGAAAAAACUAUUACAUUACGAGGAUACAAGUUUAGAUUCAGUCGCCCUGAAUUUAUUUCUUAUGUUUGUGAUGAUUCUGUUGCUAUUCUUUUUAUGUUUGAUUUAUCACAAAUAUCCACAUUAUACAGUAUUAAAGAAUGGUAUAAACAAACAAGAAGUUUUAAUAAAAAUGCGAUAUAUUUUCUCAUAGGGACAAAACAUGAUAUAUUUAAAGAAUUUGAAAAGGAAACUCAGUGUGAUAUUACAAAUAAGACUCGUCAUUAUGCCAUUAAAAUGAAAGCUUCAUUAAUAUUUUGUUCAUCAAAACAUUUUAUAAAUGUGGAAGAAAUAUUUAAAGUAAUACUUUCAAAGCAUUACAAUCUCAAUUGUAAACUUCUAGAAAUUAAGGAGGCUGGAUAUCCCAUAUUAGAAUAUAAAAAUAAGCAGGAAACAGAU